UGUGAGUCAUUUACUUGAGCUGAGGUCGAGUUGAGACACAUUCAGUUGAGCAGUAGUCUUCUUUGCGGUGGUUUCCAUUGAUACUAAUAUCAGAUAAAGAAUAAUAACAAGACAUCAUAGAAAGAGAAUACCAGACUAGUAAUGGCUGCAGUUUCCUUGUCCAGAUCUCAGAGAGUGUUCAGGAACUUGUCUCUGAUUCUAUUGAGUGGAUCAGUCUCUCUGCUCCUGUGGAUGGCUCUCAGACAUCCGCUGGGCUCAGACAGGGGUCCUCUCCCCGCUACAGACCUCCUCCCCUCGGACUACGCUGCCGACCUGCAGGCCUGCUCAGCCAUAAUCCGAGGAGACAUGGAGGGUCUGGAGAGGGAGCAGCUCAGCCUCCUGCUGAAGACCAAGAAGAAGCAGCAGCUGCUUUCAGAGGAGUUCUACCACAACGUAACUCAGGACUGUCAGAGGUACGUUGCAGACAGAGGGUUCAUCACUGUUCCUCUGAGCCAGGAGGAAAAGGAGUUCCCCAUCGCCUACUCCAUGGUCAUCCACGAGAAGAUUGAGAUGUUUGAGAGGCUCCUGCGUGCUUUGUACACUCCUCAGAACGUCUACUGCGUCCACAUCGACCAGAAAUCAUCCGAGGACUUCAGGAGUGCAGUGAGAGCUAUCGUGUCCUGCCUACCCAAUGUGUUUGUGGCCAGUAAGAUAGAGAGCGUCAUCUAUGCCUCCUGGUCCAGAGUGCAGGCUGACCUGAACUGCAUGGAGGACCUGCUAAAGUCACCUGUCCAGUGGAGGUACCUUCUCAACACCUGUGGAACCGACUUCCCCAUUAAGACCAAUGCUGAGAUGGUUCAGGCCCUCAAACUGCUGAACGGGAAAAACAGCAUGGAGUCAGAGGUCACCAACGGCUACAAGAAGGGCAGAUGGCAGUUCCACCACAACGUCACCAACACCGUGGUCAGGACAGCGGUUAAGAAGACCCCUCCACCAAUCAACACCCCUAUGUUCUCUGGCAACGCCUACUUCGUGGUAUCCAGGGCCUUCGUCCGUCACGUGAUGAAGAGUCAGGAGGUCCGGGUUCUGCUGGAGUGGGAGAAGGACACCUAUAGCCCUGAUGAACACCUGUGGGCCACUCUGCAGCGCAUGCCCGCUGUCCCAGGCUCCAACCCCCCCAACAGUAAGUACCAGCAGUCUGAUAUGAACUCCAUGGCCAGGGUAGUGAGGUGGAGCUACCUGGCUGGGGACGUGAGGAGUGGAGCCCCCUACCCCCACUGCUCCGGGACCUACAGGAGAGCUGUGUGUGUCUAUGGAGCUGGAGACCUGCAGUGGCUCCUAAACCAACACCACCUUAUCGCUAACAAGUUUGACCCUGAGGUGGAUGAUGUGGCGAUCAGGUGUCUGGAGUCGUACCUGCGCUUUAAAGCAACGUACAGUGUAUCAGUAAGGACAGUGGAAUCUGGGAAUAUCUUACAAAAACUAUGAAGGUAGUAAAUACAAUCGUGUAGCUGUUUUUACCCCUUGAACUCUAUUCUCAAACAGAGAGAGCGUGUUUUAUUUCUGAUUAUACUGUAUAUUUCUGAUGUUAAUGUAAGAGGGUUGUAAAUAAAAUGUAGUUUUUCUUAGAUGUUGGGGUUGCACUGUAUCGUUGUGAUUGCCAUGAAUAUUCCAGACAUACACCCUCCUGUAGUCUUGAAUUAGUACUGCAUCUAGUCCAAUGGCUAGUUUCACUGAACACAUCAGUUCUGUAACAGUUAUAACCAUCGUUAUUACAGUUCUACAUGUAGUCAACAAUGCCAGGCUAUAAAGUUUUAUAACAUUAUAUAUACAUACUUGGUGUAUGAGGGAACGACAAAACCUAUGUGUAUAUAUGACUAGUGUGCCUGGAGUCUUUCAUGAUUUUUAGGGCCUUCCUCUGCACCACUACCUGCUAUGACAACUGCUCGGCCUCCUACAGAGGGUAGUGCGUACGGCCCAGUACAUCACUGGGGCCAAGCUUCCUGCCAUCCAGGACAUCUAUACCAGGUGGUGUCAGAGGAAGACCAUAAAAAUUGUCAAAGACUCCAGCCACCCCAGGCAGACUGUUCUCUGUGCUACCGCACGGCAAGCGGUACCGGAGCACCAAGUCUAGGUUCAAGAGGCUACUAAACAGCUUCUACCCCCAAGCCAUUAGACUGCUGAACAGCUUCUACCUCCAAGCCAUAAGACUGCUGAACAGCUUCUACCUCCAAGCCAUACGACUGCUGAACAGCUUCUACCCCCAAGCCAUCAGACUGCUGAACAGCUUCUACCCCCAAGCCAUCAGACUGCUGAACAGCUUCUACCCCCAAGCCAUAAGACUGCUGAACAGCUUCUACCCCCAAGCCAUAAGACUGCUGAACAGCUUCUACCCCCAAGCCAUAUAACUGCUGAACAUCUAAUCAAAUGGCUACCCAGACUAUUUGCAUCCCCCCCAUUUACACUGCUGCUACUCUGUUAUUAUCUAUGCAUAGUCACUUUAAUAACUCCUAAUACCUACAUAUUACAUCAAUUACCUUGACUAACCGGUGCUCCCUGUCUAUCGCCUCCACAUUGUUACGUCACUGCUGCUCUUUCAUUAUCUGUUACUUUUAUUUAGUUAUAUUUUUCUUAAAACGGCAUUAUUGGUUAGCGCCUGUAAGUAAGCAUUUCACUGUAAGGUCUACACAUGUUGUAUUCGGUGCAUGCGACAAAUAAAAGCUGAUUUAUGUAUUUUAUAAAAACAUGCACAUAUAUACACAUACACUGAACUAUAAUUCAUAUAAAACCAACAUGCAACAAUUUCAAUUAUUUUAAUGUACAGUUCAUAGAAGAAA
This is a messenger RNA of Oncorhynchus masou masou (cherry salmon), 2816 nucleotides long. It is a transcript of the gene gcnt3, whose product is annotated as glucosaminyl (N-acetyl) transferase 3, mucin type. Gene Ontology annotation, cellular component: membrane. NCBI's taxonomy places the organism in Eukaryota, Metazoa, Chordata, Actinopteri, Salmoniformes, Salmonidae. The transcript has a single exon. Gene Ontology annotation, molecular function: acetylglucosaminyltransferase activity. Bases 142 to 1467 code for a protein of 441 amino acids. The record is from RefSeq and is a predicted model, not a curated record.